AAUUUUAGUAUGUAACAAAACGGAAUCAACAAGCCGGUUUGACAGUGUCGAUACAAGCCCGAUUGAAAAUAAUAAGAAAUAACAUUUAUAUUUUCCAACAAUUUGUUGUAGUCUGGACGCGUGGUUAUAAUUCAGACGUGAGGGGGGAGAAUUUCAGCUCGCAUUUCGCCGCGCAUUUCUCGAACAUUUUUGGGCAUCAUUGAGCAGUGGAGGGUACAGUAGCGAUCGAAGCAACCGUUUAUUUUUCAUUCCGAUUUUGUCAAUCAGCCAACGGAAACGGUAUGAAAGAGUUUUGUACGCUGCUAAAUGAGAUUCGAAAUUCCACCGUGAUGGAGCUAAGUGGUGAUCUAAACAAAGUGUCGCUCAUUCUAAACAAUACGAACCGGUAUGUUCGUUCCUUCGAUAAUAUCAUCUUCGAUGGCGGUAACGAACCAUACAUCAUUGAAAUAGUCGCGCGGCUGUUGCGCUUCCUGCGGCGUCAGAACUAUCUUAAUGAGCACAACAAAGUAAACGAGCAGUACGUGACACAGCUGCGUCAAAUAACUAUGUACUUGUUUCUGAAUACGGAUGUCUCGUUCCGUUACGAUCUGUCCCGAGUGGUGCAUGUAAAGCACUUGCUGAGCACAGCGCCGCAGUUGAGCAAAUGUCUGCUGUUGAAUUGCAUUUGGGGACUCGAUCUGGAUAGAUUCCUGUACGAGAUCGUGUCCAACACACCACUCUGGUUUUCCAUGCAGUUUCUUGACCAGACCAUCAGUAGUCUUCGGUACGCCAAACCGUACGAGGUACUCGAGCGCACCGAAUCCCUGGUGCGUUCCAUCUGCCUCGCCAUCGGUCGCACUGAUUGUGAUUGGCAGAAGAUCGACCGAAACCGGUACGUUGACCAUCAACGAACACUGGGUAAAAUGUGCGACCACGUCGCGGAGCUGCUUUGCUUCUACAACACGCCUGAUUCGUCCAAAUUCCAAGGCUGGUCCAAAGUGCGGAAACACACAUAUUUCGGCUACGUUCUCUGGCAUCUGUUCAAAAUGGUUCUAACGGGAUUAAAGUUAAGCGAUCGUCGACCGCAACCCAAGCCACUGGACGGCUCGAUGGCAAUGUACGAGCUUGUAAUCGAACCAGACCGCCAAAAUACUCCCCCUACUCCACCGGCAUCGGCACUGUAUUCUGGCCCGACCGAACAGGCACUGUUAAAGAUUACAACUUGCCUGUUAAAUACACUGGAAACCUGCAUCAUGCACGUUAGCAUCGAGCGCUUCGUCUGCUGGGCCGAUAUAGAUCUUUUCACUAACAAGGAAACCGGAACGCUACAGCAGCUAAUUGGCGAAUCGGCCUAUCGAGUGAGUGAGCUGCUGCUCAGUAGCAAAAACAACCGACAGCAUAGCGUUCUCACCCAUUUGGCACAGUUCGCUCUGCGCCCGAGAACGUUAGCUGAGCAGGCAUCAACGAUGACGCUUGGGCAGCUGAUGACUAAAAUCGAGGAAUCAGCCACAGCGACCCAACGGAUGGUUUAUUUGAAUGAGUUCGUCAAACGCGGCGAGCAAGUGCUUGGUAAUGCCGAAUGUUUGGCAGUGUUAGAGCAGCACAAGGCACUGCUUACAGGAGGACACGUUCGCCUCAUGAUCGAGUACGAUGCACGGGACACAGUCGGCGACGAAAUGAUGGACGAGGAUGAUGUGCCCGACGAGCGUGUCAAGCUACGCGAGCUUAUCCUACUUGUUGUACCGAACCUCCCGUCCAGACAAUUUCACUCACUGGUCACCUUCACCAUCGACACGUUCGGCACGGACUUCGAUCGCUACAAACAGGAAAACUUUUCCUCCAGUCUGGUCGCGUUCAUCAACCGUAUGGGUUCUGGCCCGAGUGACGGUGCUGCUGGUCGGACCAUGCAACGCAAUACUGGCGCUACGCUGCAGCUGCUCAUCUUCCAGUGUCCCACUACCAUUUUCACUAGCAUUGUCAACUUUGUGUACGAUUUGAGAGGUCCCGGAAUGGAAUAUUACGUAGAUGCAAUUAUCGCCAUCAUCGAACGGCAACGACCUAUUGCUGCCCGCUACAUAUGGCAACAUCUUGAGUCCAUCCUUGUGACAGAUCUCAAUAUCUGCAAAACAAACGCCCUAAAAUACUUCGCCCAACGGAUUUAUGAGAUCGAACUUUAUGAACGAGAAGCCUUCUUCCGACAGCUAUUGCUUCGUGGCAUUGAGAAAGCAUAUGAGAGCAAAAACUUGCUAGCCCUGGAAGAGCUGCUAUCGCUGUUCAACAGCACCUGGAAAAAGCUGCUUACCGUUUACCGGGCACCCAGCAAAGAGAUGGUGCGUAUCGUCGCCAGGGAAACCGCCGUUCAACUGGGACAGUUAACUGCUGAUCUACGUGCUGGUCUGGUGAACAGCAAUCCCAAAGGGAUAAAUGCACUAUCGCUGGCCAUAGAGCUCCUGGUACCAACGCUCUCUGUACUAGAACGUCUAUGCAAUGACGCGGAUAUCGAGAAUGUGCAAAAAGUCGCAAAGAGUGAGUGGCCGUUGGCUACACAGUACUACUUCCAAGUAUACCUCAAACCAAAGCCACGUACUGAGGAUUCGGAACAAAAGAGCAAAUCGUUUGCCGAGUUUUUGUACGACGAAGUGCUGGUGCCGAAGGUCUCCAGUGAUAAUGCCAUUCGGUCAUUCCUAGUGCAGAUACUCCCUCAGUGUGUCCAAAGCGAAGUUCUUUUUCUAGCGCAGGAUGAGAUGCUGCGUCCACAGUUAUUCAACGCAGUUGAGACACUAUUGGACGAGUGGCUGAAGCGAAAGGAAGUGGAAGGCAAUCUUCAUUUCCCGAUACAUUGGCUAACUAACUACAAUGCCUGUCUGAAGUUAACUUUCCCCUCUUCGGACAACGUGGAACCGGACCAAAAAUGCCAAAACCGGACGGAAUGCUUAGCGCUCAAAAAGGCUUUCCUUGAAUUGAUGGGCCGAUUUGGGAAGAACUUUGAUGAUAAUGGCGAAGGAAAUCAUCAGGUGUACACUUUAUUAGCAACAGUCGAACAGGAGUUAGCAAUGCUUGAACACUAAAUCGUUUUCUGGAAGAUACGCGACCAUUCAGUUUGUUGUAUCAUUACUACACCAGCGUAUGAAAAGAAAGGGUUAAGAAGUAAUCCAUGUACAAACUUCAGUAAAAACCUCACGCAUAACGUUACGUUACGAUAAACAUGAAGGUGAAGAAGAAGAAAAAGAAGAUUUUUUUACUC
Anopheles darlingi is the source of this 3223-nucleotide messenger RNA. RefSeq lists its product as uncharacterized. The record is from RefSeq and is a predicted model, not a curated record. Bases 282 to 3047 code for a protein of 921 amino acids. NCBI's taxonomy places the organism in Eukaryota, Metazoa, Arthropoda, Insecta, Diptera, Culicidae. The transcript has 4 exons.